Messenger RNA from Panicum virgatum (switchgrass), 2968 nucleotides. RefSeq names its product dolichyl-diphosphooligosaccharide--protein glycosyltransferase subunit STT3A-like. Lineage: Eukaryota; Viridiplantae; Streptophyta; Magnoliopsida; Poales; Poaceae. Bases 81 to 2402 code for a protein of 773 amino acids. The record is from RefSeq and is a predicted model, not a curated record. Gene Ontology annotation, molecular function: oligosaccharyl transferase activity. Gene Ontology annotation, cellular component: membrane. The transcript is spliced from 23 exons.
CUGCUUUGCCUUUCUUCCUCCGCCCCCAAAACUCUGCUUCUCGAUUUCAAAAAAAAAAAAAACUCUGCUUCUCGGCAGCAAUGCCGGAGCCUCUAUCCUCUACGGCGGCGAGCGGGGGCGGCGGUCGCCUUAGGAACGCCUUCGGCGGAGUGCUGUGCGCCUUCACCCUCCUCCUCAUCGGCGUCAUCGCAUUUUCGAUCCGCCUCUUCUCAGUGAUCAAGUACGAGAGCGUUAUCCACGAGUUCGAUCCCUACUUCAACUACCGCGUCACUCAGUUUUUGUCAAAGAAUGGAAUCUAUGAAUUCUGGAACUGGUUUGAUGACCGAACAUGGUAUCCUCUGGGGCGUGUUAUUGGCGGCACUGUCUAUCCUGGUUUGACACUAACUGCUGGCACAAUGUGGUGGUUGCUAAACUCCCUUAACAUCCCAUUGUCGGUGGAGACCGUCUGUGUGUUCACCGCUCCAAUCUUCUCAGCCAAUGCUUCCUGGGCAACUUACCUUUUAACCAAGGAAGCAAAGGGCUCAGGGGCUGGUUUGAUGGCAGCAGCUAUCCUAGCUAUGGUCCCAUCAUACAUCUCAAGAUCUGUUGCUGGCAGCUACGAUAAUGAAGCUGUAGCUAUAUUUGCUUUAAUAUUCACGUUUUAUCUAUAUGUAAAGACACUAAACACCGGAUCACUCUUUUAUGCGACACUUAAUGCUCUCUCAUACUUCUACAUGGUCUGUUCUUGGGGAGGCUACACUUUCAUCAUCAAUCUUAUCCCAAUGCAUGUUCUUUUGUGUAUUGUAACUGGUCGUUACUCUUCACGACUUUAUAUUGCUUAUGCUCCCCUCGUAAGUCUGCAGGUUGUGCUUGGCACACUUCUAGCAGCAUUGGUACCUGUUGUUGGUUUUAAUGCAGUAAUGACAUCAGAGCACUUUGCAUCAUUUCUGGUGUUUAUAAUCCUCCAUGUGGUUGCUCUGGUUUAUUACAUAAAAGGGCUUUUAACUCCUCGGCUGUUCAAAGUGGCCAUGACAUUUGUUGUAACAGUUGGUUUGGCCGUUUGUUUUGCUGUUGCAGCAAUUCUCAUUGCAUUGGUGGCAUCUAGCCCAACAAAAGGUUGGAGUGGUCGCAGUUUGAGUCUACUUGACCCAACCUAUGCAAGCAAGUACAUCCCUAUUAUUGCUAGUGUGAGCGAACACCAACCACCAACCUGGCCUUCUUAUUUUAUGGAUAUCAAUGUGCUAGCCUUCUUAAUUCCUGCUGGGAUCAUAUCAUGCUUCUUACCAUUAUCUGAUGCAAGCUCAUUUUUGGUCUUGUACUUGGUAACUUCAGUGUAUUUCUCUGGAGUAAUGGUCCGACUUAUGCUCGUCCUUGCUCCCGCUGCAUGCAUUUUGUCUGGGAUUGCUCUAUCUGAAGCUUUUGGUGUCCUUACAAGAUCGAUGAAAUUUCAGCGUCCAAUAUCAGAUGAUGGCUCUUCUACAGCACAUGAUGGUAGUUUUGAUACUCCUGCCAACUCAGAACCUGUUUCAAAGGAAAAGCCAUCCAAGAAAAAUCGGAAGAAAAACAAAGGCUCAGAGGGAAGUCCUCCUGUUAAUCCUAGAACAGAAGAAAAACUUUUAGUGCUGCCUUGUGGACCAUCUGCCGUGGGUAUAAUGUUGCUCAUCAUACUUUCUGGGUUUUAUGUGGUCCAUUGUGUGUGGGCUGCUGCAGAAGCAUACUCGGCACCCUCAAUUGUGCUGACAUCUCGUUCACAUGAUGGGUUGCAUGUUUUUGAUGAUUUCCGUGAAGCUUAUGGAUGGCUGCGCCAUAACACAGAUGUAGAUGAUAAGGUUGCAUCUUGGUGGGACUAUGGUUACCAGACAACUGCAAUGGCCAACAGAACUGUUAUUGUAGACAACAAUACAUGGAAUAACACACACAUAGCAACAGUUGGGACAGCAAUGGCAUCUCCAGAAAAAGCAGCAUGGGAGAUCCUAAAUUCCUUAGAUGUCAAAUAUGUGUUUGUUGUCUUUGGAGGGCUUAUUGGCUACUCAAGUGAUGAUAUCAAUAAGUUCCUCUGGAUGGUCCGAAUAGGUGGUGGUGUAUUCCCUCACAUAAAGGAAGCAGAUUACCUUAGGGAUGGCAACUAUCGUGUUGAUGCUCAUGGCACCCCAACGAUGCUGAAUUCCCUCAUGUACAAGCUUUGUUAUUACAGAUUUGUUGAAACUGAUGGCAAGGGCUUUGAUAGAGUGAGAAGAUAUGAAAUAGGGAAGAAGCACUUUAAGCUGACCCAUUUCGAGGAGGUUUUCACUACCCACCAUUGGAUGGUUCGGAUUUACAAACUGAAACCUCAAAAGAACAGAGUCAGAGGGAAACUGAAACUAAAAUCUAGUUCAAAAACAAGUUCUAGGCACAAAACCAGUGGAAAGAAGCGUCCAUGGUAAUAGAGAUCAGAAAGGCGGGGUGCUGGACAGCUGGAGUCGUCAAGAUACAGUCGCAGCUUGCUCAAGGUGUCCAAACCCGAGAAAACCACGAACUCACGAAAAAAAGGAAUUAGACUAGAAAAAUCAGCAUUGGUUCUUGAUUAUUGUCAUGGAGCACAGUAUUGGGAUACUCUCAUAGUUUCUUGCCAUUCCACCCUCCCAAUUAGGGGUGGUAAUGGGCCAUGGCCAUAAUGCUCCCUUCACAAUUCUAUUUGGCUCUUUAUUUUUUUAGCUCAAAAUUGAAUAAGAUUAUGGUCCUAUCCUUUUAGGGCCCGACCCUUAGUUUAUCUAGCCAAAUUAUUAAGGCCCUUUACCACCCCUACUCCCAAUACGUUUCUCCAGACAGUGGAGGUCUGAAAAUUUUGUUUGUGUUCUGGAGUGAGGCUUUUAUUAUCGUUGAAAUGAUGACGUUUGUAGGGCUCUGACUGGGUGCCUGCCCAUUAGGAUUUAUUGGAUUCCAGUUUAUAUCAAGUUGACAUUAGUGACAUGCUGUAGUAAGUUGCUUUACUAUUAACAGUUUACAAAUA